AUGAAAAAUUUUCGAUACUUUAAUGUUUUUAUAACCAUUUUUGCGUUGAUCUUUAUUACUGGGCCAGUAAAAUCAUGCGAAAAAAAAUGCAGAGAGGGUAUCUCCGAUGCCUUUGCUGAUAGUUGGGGUCCAGAAAUCGCCCCGAUUUUCGAUGAUUUAAGAACCACCGUUACCACGUCUUUAUUCUUUGACAUGAAUCUCGAUGAUAUAUCAGAUGAAUGGAAGGUGAUAGAUAUAGUUACCAGAGAAUUAGCCACUGAGGUUUAUAAUCAAAUUAAUGAUUUUAAGAAUACGUACCUCAGAAACAUGUCCACUGUAAUUCAAGAUUCCAUUUUCAACGUAUUACCACAAUUUAAGGGUAAUUGUAAUGACCCUUUCCGAGUUAAACAACCUCCUCUAGGUGUAAAUUGGACAUCUCAAGAUUGUGAAAGAAUGGAUUACAUUUGCGGAAAUCCUCCUUCGAUAUGUCAUUUUAUUGGUAUUGCUAAGCAAAAAUGUUUUAAUAGUCUAAUUCAGAGAAUAAUAGAUAAUUCAGACACCAAUGGCAUUUACAUUCAGGCUAUCCAACAUAAAGUUAAAACUAUUGCGGACAAACAUAGUCUAGCGUAUGAUGGUACUAAAAGUAUUACAAAAAGUAUUACAAAAGUUGUUCAAAACUCCUUAUAUGAAUUUCCUAGUUAUUUUAAAAGUAGAUUUUGUCCUGAUAAUUGUCUACAAUAUGAUGAAGAUAUCAAAUUAUUGUUACUGUCUUAUCCUUAA
Molecule: messenger RNA, 759 nt
Organism: Dentiscutata erythropus
Lineage: Eukaryota; Fungi; Glomeromycota; Glomeromycetes; Diversisporales; Gigasporaceae
Source: the annotation of a GenBank genome assembly